CCCGGGUGGCGUCUGAGGACGCGCACGCACUUUGGCGUGCCCUGAUCGGGUGCGCGCACGUCGGCGUCCUGCAGAGUCCGAGUGAGGCGGAGGGAAAGAAAAAAAAAAUCAGCCCCUUUUACCCCUCCUCCUCCUCCCGGAGAGGAUCGGAUAAGCGCCAUCAGGCAGUGAAGGCUCUGAGUGUCAGCCCUUCCCCCCCCACGACAAUGGCCAGAUUGGAGCAAGUACUGAUCCUUGAUCCGCCCGUCGAGCUCAAAUUCAAAGGUCCAUUUACAGAUGUUGUGACUACAAACCUCAAAUUGAAAAACCCAGCAGAUAGGAAAGUAUGCUUCAAAGUGAAGACUACAGCACCACGUCGGUACUGUGUCCGACCUAAUAGUGGGAUUAUUGAUCCUGGAACAACGGUUACUGUUUCUGUAAUGUUGCAGCCCUUGAAGGAUGAUGGACUGAGGCUGAGGAAGGCAGCUCAGUCAGGCAACCCAGUGUCUUCCACAUCUAGUGUUACACUCAGAGACAACGGCUCUACUGCUCUUCCCUCCCUCCUUGUUGUAAUUGCAGCCAUUUUCAUUGGAUUCUUUCUAGGAAAAUUCGUCUUGUAGAGGAAGCAUGCGAGUUGUUGAGGCCUGAAAUGUUCUGUUGAUCUGCCAUAUCAUUGGUAGUAUGGCUCACAGUGACCAUGUUUGUGUACAGCAUCUUACAGGCCUUGCCUUUAAUGAUCUCACAGUUAGAACACAAAUUACUUUCAGUUCUUGGAUAAUUGGAGUUGUACAUUGUCAAAUACAUCAAUAGCAGCUGUCUCAAGGUUUUACAUAAAGGUCCUUGGAAAUAAUGAGUUGUUCUCUCUGUGGUUUAAUAAGAGUUGAAUGAAAUGUUAAGUGUCUUGUAAAUGUUAUUUUAAUCCUUUUAAAUUUUGUUACCUGUUGCUGGAUUACCUCUUGAAAUUCUUCAUUUUAUAGUCAGGUUGCUCAUGCCACUUGUUUACCAGUGAUGAAAGAUGUGCUGAAGAAAAGGUGCCUCCUUGUAAAUUACAAUGCCCCUCCCCCCUCCAUUCCUUGCUGCUGAAGGCUGAUGAGUUUAAAAAUGCAAAGAUUUUCCCUAGCUACAGAAACAUCUCCCCCCACCGUGAGGCAAAUGUUGAUUGAAAAAUCUCCAUUCUUACCAAUCCUGUCCCAUGGUAUUUAACAAAAAUAAAAUCUUUAACACGUUAAAACUAUUGUGUAUUUUUUCUGUCUCUCUUAUUUUGGCAGGUAUACCUCAGUUUCUUGUCUUUGAGCAUGUGGAAUUUAUGGAUUUGAAUUUAUGCCUUUGUUAAAAGUUGCUUUUCUCUCUCAUUUUCUCCCCUCCCUGGCAAGUCUUUACUCCAUAUACUGUUCCUAAUAAAAGGUGACCUGCUACUGGUGCUGCUGUCUGAUCAGCUGGCACAAGUGGCAUGAGUUACCUUGCCCUGUAGUUAUUUUUCUUUGUCUUUCAUGGAGAAAUUAUGUCCCACUGUAUUGGGAAGAGCCUGUGUUGUACCACAUAACACAAUCCAAAUUAAGGCCAUUACCAUCCUUUCAAACACUUAUGUUCACAAAGUCUACUUAUAAUGUAUACGGCAGUGGUUUUUUUUAAAUAAUUAUGUUUUAUGAUGUAGAUUGUAGAAUUAUUAAUUGAUAAUUCUACUUGUCUGUAAAUUAAGUUUUAUAUUUUCAUCAUCAUCUGUCAUGUUAAAUUUGGAUAACCAAUGUGGUACAUCUCCUAUUCAUGUAUAGUUACUAUAUAGCAAACAGAAUGCACUCAAUAAAGUGCCUAUUGCCCUUGAACAAGCAAGAGUUGUGGUACAAUAUGUUGAACAAUAUGAAGGAAGGCUAUUAUGAGUAUAGCUGUGGUGAAUUGUGAAGAGACAUUGCCGGCAUAUUUGUCUGAUAGUGAAAAGAAUUAUGAUUCUCUGCUUGAUUCCACACUUCUGUUUAACACCAUCCUGUUGAUCUGGAAAACUUUCCCCAUGUUGACAGAUUGUGCAGUCAUCUUUGCACAUCUUUGCACAUCUUUGUCCCUGCCAACAGUCUCUCAUCCUCAAAUCUACCACCUCAAUCACACCAAAUCCAGGUACUUAACCCAUUGUUGCUUCUGUGUCUCACUUUUCCAGCACUACUGAACACUAGGCAUGCUUUCCUAUUGCUGAUAGACCAUAAUCAUGUUUCAGUACUGAGACCCCAGUGUUCUUUCUCCCCUCCCUGGUAAAUUUUGAAAUUUCACAGGACUGCGAAGAUUAUGUUUUCAUUCUGUAGUCCUGUUAUACUCCCAAGACCACUUGGUGAAAUGCUACUAAUCAUACUGAACCAUCCCGCAAGAUCUUUCGCAAAUAUCUAAAUGCCAGGUAUCUACCUCUAAUCUGGCUCUCUUGUUUACUGUAAUUCUGUACUUUGAGCAAAAAAUAAAGAUAACUAACGUAAAUUAAAGAAACUGCCUUGGAAAAUCCACUAAGAUAAAAAUUAACAAACAUUUCAUUGAGAAAUUAAGAUUGCAAACUCAAUUUCUAGUGACUUUUGCACAAGUUUUUAAUCUUUUGAUAUGCAAUUUAAGCAGCCUUUUAAUAUUGAAACUGUCUUGCAUUUUUGUCAUAUCUAUUCAACUACAUAAUCCUGGCUGUUCAAGUACAUUAUUACUGCUGUCCCUGAUGCUGCUUCUCUGAAAUGACUAGUCACAUUUAUUCCUAAAGUUUAGCUAUAAUUUACAUUGGCACAGUGGGUUCAGUAGCCUGAAGUCUGUCCUGUUUGAUUCUAGGAUAAUUUCAGUCAAUGCCGUGUUGUGACUAGUAUGACUACCUAAGCAUGGGAGUUUGGAUAUUCUCUGGUUUAAUUUACUUUAGUGGUGUCCUUCCACAUGACUGGUAGUCUGUGUAAUUUUGGGUACAGAAGGAAGAGAUUUUUCCUUUUGAAUGAAUUCACUAUCUAUUCUGGGCAUCUAUUCUAACUGCCUGGUUAGAGAUAAUUUAUGGACCAUUGAUAGAGCUGCUAUAAAUCUGUUUGCUUUUCUUGUUCAAAAUUUCAGUCCCUUCCAAUUCCCUCAUUGGUACUCUGGCUGCUUGUAUCCCUUUGCUAUCUAGAGCAAAUAGCAAUUUUGAGAGCUCAGGGGAGGAUUAGCAUGCUAUUUAACUGGCAUCCCAGUUGAGUCCAGUCCUGUUCUUUGGUUGCAUGUGCACGUUGCCACAGAGGCUACUGGGCACUAAUUGGGAGCAGAAACUCAGGCUAAUGUUUUCUGUCUUUUUUUCCCCCUUUCUCCUCAUCACUCUCACAUUGGGGCUAAUUGUACUUGUUGCAAUCACAGCUCGGCAAGCUCAGUGCACAUCAGAAAUUGACUGCUGACUUUUGACCUAUAUGACACAAUACUUCAUUAAAUUCAUGGAACCAUUAGCCAUUUAGCUUCUGACCGCUUGCACCAUCCACAUAAAAGCUGUCUGACAUUUGAUCUUUUGUCUGAAUAGCUAAUGGACAAGGCAAUGUUGGGAGAGCAAUAACCUCUCUUUCAGACUGGAAAGUGAAAUGAGGUUCUAGCUAUUUUUAUAUCCAAAGACCUAUUGUCAAGCGUUGAAUUGGAUGACGACAGUCAGAUUUUGAUUUGAUGGUCCCUUCCUAACUAUUUUUUCUCUAUUGGUAGUUUUUGAAUAAGUGUAACUGCUGGAAAAAUGUUCCAUUCAGCAGGUGUUACUAAGACCGUAAGACUAAGGAGCAAAAGUAGGUCAUUCAGCCUCUCGAGUCUGCUCUGCCAUUCAGUGAAAUCAUGGAUGAUCUGAUUAUUGUUAACUCCACUUUCCUGUCUUUUCUACAUAACCCUUCAUUCCCUUAUUAAAAAUAAAGAUGAAAAGCUCUUGAGAACAUUGGUUUUGUGAAACAAAAUGGUGAUUGCCAAUUUAGGAGUCAAUAACAAUCAAGAUGAUUACCCAAUCAGUCACUUAAGAGACCAUCUAAGAUGAAGAAAUUUGAAUUUGGUUUGCUGUAGAGAGGGAUUCUGAACAGUAGUUCUCUGUCUGUUGAAUAGUAGCAAUCUUUAGAGCAAGUUCCGAUAUUCAAUAAUUGGAAGUUUUACUCCCCCACCUCACCACACACACGUGUACACACUGGUGAAGACCAGAUAUUGUCAGACUAUAGUCAAAGACAACUGAAUGGAGAUCAACGAUGGAAGAAGUGAAAACGAAUUUGAAAAGAAAGUUGAAAGCUGUGCUUCAGCCUCAGUGAUCAGACCUUUGCAGUCUUGCUGACCUUGAGAGGAAAUGACAUUGGAUUAGAUUUAAUUCAGAAUGUGGUCUAGAGAUGGUAGGUGAUAACAUGACGUUGAAGGUCCUAUGUCUCAUAAGCUAUGAUAUAUAUUUUAUGUGGAAUAUAACAUCAUCUAAUAAAAUAACCAAUUCAAAUUUGGAUAGUCUAGUUCCUGUUCCUAUUCCAUAUUCAAUCGUGUCUUUAAUGUGUUGUUAGCUUCUAAAGUAUACUCCAUUACUGAAUAAUUCAAAAUAAUGUGUUUAGAACCAACUAAAUGCUAUUUUUAAAUUCCACUGCAUACACUAUAUAAUGUGAUACUGUUUUUACUUUGUUGUAAGACAGUUAUAACUAUUUGAUUUUUGUGUUGCUAAAUCAACUUCUCGUGCAAUAAUUGACGUGCUUGAGUGAUAUACUAUAAAAUGUCCCAUAGAUUUGAUUUACUCUGUUUCAGCCGCUGUACUUUUAAAAACAAAAUUGUAGUUGCUUUAAGUGUUUAAUUAAAUUUUGGCCAUGUAAGUAUAGUAAACAGUUUAUGUAUUAGUUUCUUGUUAUUACUGUGUAAUCUCUGGCAGUAACCAGCUGCUGUCCAGUUGCAGGCAAUUACAUGUACUACACAUUCAAAAGUAAGUUAAUUAUUUUAAAAAGUUUGUGGUUUAAGUUUGACUUUAAAGACACCAAUAAAAAGUCAAGAUAACCCAAA
Messenger RNA from Rhincodon typus (whale shark), 4938 nucleotides. RefSeq names its product vesicle-associated membrane protein-associated protein A-like. Gene Ontology annotation, molecular function: FFAT motif binding. The record is from RefSeq and is a predicted model, not a curated record. The transcript has 5 exons. Gene Ontology annotation, cellular component: plasma membrane; endoplasmic reticulum membrane. Lineage: Eukaryota; Metazoa; Chordata; Chondrichthyes; Orectolobiformes; Rhincodontidae. Gene Ontology annotation, biological process: neuron projection development. Bases 207 to 599 code for a protein of 130 amino acids.